This is a messenger RNA of Aspergillus heteromorphus CBS 117.55, 1695 nucleotides long. RefSeq names its product putative plasma membrane antiporter. Gene Ontology annotation, biological process: proton export across plasma membrane; sodium ion export across plasma membrane; regulation of membrane potential. The coding region runs from base 1 to 1695 and encodes 564 amino acids. Lineage: Eukaryota; Fungi; Ascomycota; Eurotiomycetes; Eurotiales; Aspergillaceae. The record is from RefSeq and is a predicted model, not a curated record. Gene Ontology annotation, molecular function: sodium:proton antiporter activity. Gene Ontology annotation, cellular component: plasma membrane. The transcript has 7 exons.
AUGUUGCAUCCUAUUCUUGACAUCAGCAAUUUCAACCUCGUCCUCUCCGUUAUAGGUCUCUAUAUUCUUCUCUUCGGGUUUGUAUCCCUCAAGCUCAAGCAGAGAUGGUAUCUUGGUGAAGCCUUGCCCGCUCUCCUUGUUGGCAUUGCAUUCGGGCCGAUCGGGGCCAAGUACUUGAACAUAUCGCAAUGGGGAGGUGAUGAUGACAACAAGAACAGCGAGAUUGCCUAUGGCUUGACACGUCUGGUCAUCGGCAUACAGCUGGUCAAGGCUGGAUAUGAACUACCCAAGAAAUACCUCAAGCAGCGUUUCAAGGAAAUGAUCAUUUGCUUACUUCCUCUCAUGAUCAUAUCGUGGAUUACAACAUCCGCGUGCGUGAAGCUCCUGAUCCCACGCGUCUCUUAUCUCUCAGCUCUUAUAAUUAGCGCCUGUGUGACCUGUACAGACCCAGUUCUCUCGCAAGCGAUCGCCAAAGGCCCGUUUGCUGAUAACUACGUCCGUCGACCCCUGCGAGAAUUCAUUUCUGCGGAGGCAGGUGGCAAUGACGGGUUCGGCUUUCCCCUCUUACUGCUUGGUGUUUCUCUCUUACGCUAUGCGGAGGCACCGGCAAAUACUCUCAGCUUGGAGGUCUUUGAUCUAGAACGAGGAGUCCCCGACGUUCUCGGAACAACCGGAGUCGGACGCUUCGGUGGCGGCGCUGGCACUGCUCUGAAGCAUUGGGCUGUUGAAGGUGUCCUGUACAUGAUCUUCCUGGGUGCCUCUUACGGCGCCUUUGUGGGAUUUCUGUGUCAGAAGUUCCUCGCCAAGGCAUUGAAGCGGAAGUGGGUCGACAAUGAGAGCUUUACACUUGUUCCUGUGGCAAUCGGGCUUCUCGCAGUCGGCACUUGCGGCUGCUUUGGCUCCGACGAGACUCUCGCCUGCUUUAUCGCGGGAUGUGUCUUGAACUGGAACGGACUUUACCACGAGGAGAUCCAAGCUCGACAUGACUCGUUCAACUCGACUAUCGAGACUAUUCUGAAUUUCAGUGUGUUCAUGUAUCUGGGCGCAACCAUGCCAUGGGGCCAAUUCCAAAGUCCGCACACAGGAAUCACUCUCUGGCGGCUGUUCGGAUUAAGCUUCAUGGUCCUGGCUUUUAGGCGUAUUCCCGCCAUCCUGGUUGGAUACCGAUUAAUGCCGAAGGUGUGCAGUGACUGGAAGGAGGCGCUUUUUCUCGGUCAUUUUGGGCCAAUUGGAGUGGGCGCAAUCUCGUAUGUGGAAUACACUCGACGACUGUUCCCGGCGCCCGGACAAAGUGACAGAGAGAUCAAUAACCUGACGACCUCUAUGGUGCCUGUGGUCUACUGGCUUGUCCUUUUCUCCAUUGUCGCCCACGGGCUAUCUGUCCCAGCUCUUAACGCCCUCUACAGAAUCUUCAAGGUGCCUCGAAUCUACGACCACCCCGUCGCGGUAGUCCUUCUAUCCGAGAACGAGCCUCUACCCAAUAACUGCACGAUGGACCGCGGGCGGCAUUCGAUGAUCGUCAACAACCGGUUCUCGCGGCCGUUGGAAAGCGACAGUGAGACGGAGAACAAGGAAGAUACGGCGAUGCUCAGAUUAAGUGAAGAGGGACCGGCUGAAGAGCGCGUCGAGCGGCUCUCUACGCAAGAAUCAACGGAGCGGGCAUACAGGGCCGUCAAUACGAGAGGCAUGGUAUAG